Molecule: messenger RNA, 2028 nt
Organism: Anthostomella pinea
Lineage: Eukaryota; Fungi; Ascomycota; Sordariomycetes; Xylariales; Xylariaceae
Source: the annotation of a GenBank genome assembly
AUGGCCCCGACCAAGUACCACAAGUUCCGCGGCGGCGAGCGGUGCGACGAGUGCGGCGCGCGGCAGUGGUACGCCCAGGACGCGCUGCGGUACUGCCGCAACGGCCACCGGCUCGAGGGCUUCGCCGCGCACGAGGCCGACGAGGACGCCUUCGGCACCCAGGGCCGCGUCUCGCGCGUCAAGAAGGAGCCCCGGCGCAAGGUCGCCGUCAAGCUCACCGGCGACGAGGGCCGCGAGUUGUAUCUCGAGGUCCUGCAGCUCCUGCUCGUGCGCCAGGUCCGCUGGCUCGUCGCGGGGCGCGGCCUGCCUGAGGAUCUGGCCGAGGUGGUCAGGGCGCUUUGGGCGCUGCGCGUGCGCAAUCUGCCGCUGAGGGAGAGGGGGGGCAGACGUGUUGUUGCUGGGCGGGACGAUGAUGGCGCGUCUUCGUUGUUCGCGUCCCAGAGCGAGAUGGGCGAGUCGUCGGACGUGGACCUCUCGGAUGCGACGACGGCUGCUACAUGGGCGCCCGACGCGGCCAGGCGGUGGAAGCUGCCGAGGCUCAUUGAUACGCUGGCCCUGUGCUAUCUGGGGUGUCUGGUUCGACGUGUGCCGGUUUCGACGGGGGACUUGUAUCGAUGGGUGCAAAAUGGGGAUAUGGACUUUCUCGCAGCGUUCAACAAUAUCCCUCGCAAUGUUCGGGAUCGCUUGCCCGCGGCAUACCACAGUGCUCUGCAGGUUAGAGACCAUCUACAGCCUGGCCGGCUACAGACCGCGGUGCAGGAUCUAGUCAUCUCGUUUAAGAUGAGUUUCGAUACGGUGUUUCCUCCGCUCAACUACGUUCCUGUACUUGUUGGAUAUAUCACCGAGCUGGCAUUGCCAAUGGAGGUAUACAUGACAGUCAAGUGUAUUGCAGAGAUUGUACACACGGAUUAUUCGUAUCCAAUGGGCGGCAAGAAGAUGCGCACCAUGGACAAUCCCGAAGUACUUCUGAUCGCACUGGUCGUCCUAUCUACGAAGUUACUAUACCCACUGGACGGCAUCGAACGGCCCCCGAUCGGCUACCAUGAUCCGAGAAGCACCAAGGUCGACUGGUCACAGUGGCAGAGAGUCAUGGCAGAUACGCCCGUGGAGGAGCGUUCCAAUCUGACACACGGCGAGGAGUACAAGGUCACGCCCAAUGACGUUCUUAGCAUAGACGAGACGAAACUUGACGAUUUCAUGGACUGGUUCGAGAAGACGUGGGUUGGAAACGGCGAUUCCAAGACAACGGAGAGAAUACGCGAGCCGUUUCAAGGUCAGCAGCGCCCUUCUGAGCCUAGACGGCCAGCGGAACUCGAACCCGAUGUGAAUGGCGAGCGGAUCAGGGGGAAAUACAGGGCCCUGGGAGGCUACGAAGGGAGUAUCGAGCCGGUUGUCGAGGUGCCGGGGGACCACAAGAAGCAACCUCGAGAUUUAUGUCCAAUAUGGCGAAGCGAGGAGGAUCUGCCGGACGCCGCGAGAAUGCUAUUCAUCAAAGCUGCGGACCUUGCGGCUAUACCGUUGGAUACCCUUAUACGAUGCGCUUCGCAGGUCGAAAGGCGUCUGGAGGUCUGGUGCGUCGAGAAGGGGAAGGAGAGGCGGGAUAGAGGAAAGGGCAAGGGCAAGGCAAUUGAGACCGGCGCAGUGCAGAUCUUCGUGAAGACCCUGACGGGCAAGACCAUCACCCUCGAGGUGGAGUCGUCCGACACUAUCGACAAUGUCAAGAGCAAGAUCCAGGACAAGGAGGGCAUUCCCCCGGACCAACAGCGCCUGAUCUUCGCCGGAAAGCAACUCGAGGAUGGCCGAACCCUCUCAGACUACAACAUCCAGAAGGAGUCGACUCUGCACCUGGUCCUGCGUCUGCGCGGUGGUAUCAUCGAGCCUUCGCUGAAGGCCCUGGCCUCCAAGUUCAACUGCGACAAGAUGAUCUGCCGCAAGUGCUACGCCCGUCUCCCUCCUCGUGCCACCAACUGCCGCAAGAAGAAGUGCGGACACACCAACCAGCUCCGCCCCAAGAAGAAGCUGAAGUAG